Messenger RNA from Carlito syrichta (Philippine tarsier), 735 nucleotides. RefSeq names its product radial spoke head protein 6 homolog A-like. Lineage: Eukaryota; Metazoa; Chordata; Mammalia; Primates; Tarsiidae. Gene Ontology annotation, biological process: cilium movement involved in cell motility; cilium assembly; axoneme assembly. The annotation marks the transcript as partial. The transcript is spliced from 2 exons. The record is from RefSeq and is a predicted model, not a curated record. Gene Ontology annotation, cellular component: radial spoke; axoneme.
AUGUGGACGAGCCAGACCAACCCUGGUGGCUGGUCACAGAGGGGCAGCCAGCCCCAGCAGGGGUUCUUGCGGAUGCCCCAGGCCUUCCAGGCUGAAGAAGCCCAGAUGGGUGGCCUGGGGCACCCACCCAUGAAUAUGGGCUUUCCUUCGGAGGGUGAAAGCGGCAUCCAGGCCAACAACCCCCCGGCCAGCCUAAUGGUGCAGCAGCUACAGCAGAACCAAGGCAGCCUCUUCCAGCAACUAGAGUCCACCUACCAGAACUCCCUGGCCAACCCCUUGGGCCAGUUCAACGUCUACCACAGAGAAGGCCAGCAGUUCUACCAAGGCACCCAGCACGGCCCCUACCUAAGGGACGACCCUGCUCUCCACUUCUCACCCUCCGAGCUGGGCUUCCUGCCCUACAACACAGAGUUGCCCGAGUCUGAGCCCCGGGAGCUGGCCGUGCAGAAUGCCAAGGCCUACCUGCUGCAGACAAGCAUCAGUUGUGACCUCAGCCUGUAUGAACACCUGGUGAACCUGCUGACCAAGAUCCUGAACCAGCGGCCUGAGGACCCCUUGUCUAUCCUGGAGGUGCUGAACCGCACCACACAGUGGGAGUGGUUCCACCCCAAGCUGGACACGCUGCGGGAUGACCCAGAGAUGCAGCCCACCUACGAGAUGGCGGAGAAGCAGAAGGCGCUGUUCAGCCGGGGUGGAGGCGGCAUGGAGGGAGAACAGGAAAUGGAGGAGGAGGUG